AUGCAUUUCCAAACCGCCACGAUUGCCGCCGCCCUGGCCACCCUUGCCGCUGCGCAGACCCUCAACAUCCCCACCCGCUCGGGCGACAUCACAUCCCUCCCACAGCCCAGCACCAUCUCCGGCGUCAAUGACUACGCCAACAAGGAGUUCGACCGUGGACAGCCCUGCGACUCUGAUGAGGACACCGGAUCUGAGAACGCCGUCUUCAUCCUCAAAGACGGCGCAACCCUGAGCAACGUCAUUAUUGGAGGCGACUCUCUCGAGGGUGUCCACUGCGAGGGUGCCUGCACGCUGAAGAACGUCUGGUUCAGAGAUGUGUGCGAGGAUGCCAUCACUCUGAAGGGUGACGGUGACGUUCUCAUCGAGGGCGGUGGUGCCCAGGAGGCCGUAGACAAGGUCGUCCAGAGCAACGGAAGGGGCACAUGCACCAUCAAGGACUACACCGUUGUCAACGUAGGCAAGCUCUUCCGCUCAUGCGGAAACUGCAGCAACAACGGCGGCCCACGUAACGUUAUCGUCCAGAACAUCAAGGCCAACGGCGUCAAGGCCGAUCUGGUCGGCAUCAACAGCAACUACGGCGAUGUGGCCACCAUCUCGGGAUCGUGCGGGACUGGCGUCAAGAGCGUCUGCCAGGAGUACAAGGGAAUUGAGAAGAACGGCGGCGAGGACCCAGUCAAGGUUGACACCACUGCUAACUGCAAGGGUGCUCAGGGUCUCCUUGACUCGCUCCCAAGUUGUUAA
This is a messenger RNA of Pseudogymnoascus verrucosus, 741 nucleotides long. RefSeq lists its product as uncharacterized. NCBI's taxonomy places the organism in Eukaryota, Fungi, Ascomycota, Leotiomycetes, Thelebolales, Thelebolaceae. The transcript has 2 exons. Gene Ontology annotation, biological process: pectin catabolic process. Bases 1 to 741 code for a protein of 246 amino acids. The record is from RefSeq and is a predicted model, not a curated record. Gene Ontology annotation, cellular component: extracellular region. Gene Ontology annotation, molecular function: pectate lyase activity.